AUGAUGAUCUUUAAAGAUAGUUCACCAUAUGUGCUAUUACUUGUUGUGUUUGUUGCAAAUGUUACAUGUGAUGAUGAAAGCAGUGAUGAUACCUCGUCGAAAAUAAAACGCGAGGCUUCAAUUGACGAUUUUAAUAUUCCUAACAUGGAUUUAUCAAAGCAUGACGGAACUAUUUUAAAAACAUUAUUAAAUGAAAAUACGGAUAAUAUAAGACAUGAUGCAGUUUCACCGUUUGAUGAUUUAAAUUCUCGAAUAAAAAUGGGAAAGACAACAGUUGAGUUUUGGCCAUCGGAUAUGGAUAAGGAAAAGUUUUUCAAUUUGACAAAAGAUUCGCCUUUAAGUUCACCAAUAGAUUUUUGGCCGAAAGGUGGAUUGAAUCAGGAAGUGCAUAUGGAAGUAAAUAACAAUAACAGAGAGCCUGAAAAAUUACCAGAUGUUCCCAUAAAUCAUCAAUACAUUCCCGACAUUGCUAUUGACAAGUUUAGUGAAAUAAGUAAACCAGACUUUACCGAAUAUCAACCAAUGUUUGAAGCUGGACCAACUGAGAUUAUCAUUGUUGAUGAUGAUGCUAUUACAAGCCGAGCACCAAUUACAUUUCCGACUUCGGAACCAACAUCUAAAAGUCCUGAUCAUACGAUUGCAAUUGUAACACGCGGUGGUAACAACAAAAAGAGAAAAUUGAAAAAGAAAGUAAAGACUGCGGACGUUACAAUGCCAUUUUCUGAAAUAUCUGUUUCUAUUACACCUUCAUCAAACACAGUCAUUGAUACAAUGGUUGAUAAAAGUAAUAAUAUGCAUAAUAUUAAUGAUUACAAUAAUAUUGGAAAUGGCUUUCAAUCUACACCGAUUUAUGAGAAUAUUGAUGAGCCUUUCAUUGAUGUCUUUAAAUCAGUUCGUUAUACUGACGUCAUUUCUAAUUUAGCCAAUCUUACUGAGCUGUCUUUCUCUUCAAAUCGCAUUAACAAAACCGAUAAUAGUGAAGUUGUAGACAGAGGACUGCCAGUUGAUAUAAAUCCAAUAACAAGUUCAACUGAUUUGACUUCAGUGAACAAUAUAAAUGAUAUAAGUGAUUUAACCAGCAGCACUGUCAGUAGUCAAAUGUUAAACAGUUCAGAUGAAUUAUUAUUAUCAAGAAGUAUCAUUGAUUCACCAUUAGACAUAAUGCUUAAUCAAUUGAAAAGUGCUAUUGAAGAGCGUAACAUAACAAAGAUAAAAAUCAUUGUUAAUGCAUAUGAAGAGCCAGAAACAAAGACAGAAAAUAUUGUGAUAAUCAUGAAUGCAACUGAGAACGCGAUUGCUACAGAAUCUUCAUCUUCUGCUAUGGAAACCAUGUCAGAUGUGACAACUGCUAAAGUUAAGGUUCAUACAGCUUCUCGCGUUCGUAAUUUCCAAAGAAAAUUUAAAAAACAAAAACCGCAAAUAUUAAAUGAUGUGCUAAAGGAGAAUAUUAAUAUUAUAACUGGAACAGAAACUUUACCACCAUCAACAGUGUCAGACAGUGUCAGUCAAAGUACUGAAAGCAUUACAAAGGUAGACACUUCAAGCAUGAAGCCGAUUGUCGUAAGAAGUCGAUCAUAUUUAACGAUGAGAAAACGAAAUACCGUAACUAGAAUAAGCAGACAUUCGCCAAGAAAUAAUCGUCGGCGUAAUAGACGAAGACCAGCAUAUACCAAACAUGAUAAUAAAAAAGAAUAA
Messenger RNA from Clunio marinus, 1695 nucleotides. Lineage: Eukaryota; Metazoa; Arthropoda; Insecta; Diptera; Chironomidae. The record is from the annotation of a GenBank genome assembly.